AUGGCUUGCCUUAAAUUUGCGUUUAAGGCUUUAUGUUUGUCUCUCUUGUUCGUUACCGUCACAAGUCGACCGGCAACUAGAUUACAAGUUUUCAACGUUCAAAACUAUGGUGCAAAAGGCGACGGUACAACAGAUAAUACAAAUGCGUUUACAAAUGCGUGGAGAGAUGCAUGCGCAUCGAAUGGACUUGGUAGAAUGUACAUACCGAAAGGAAAGUUCUAUGUCGGUGGUGUAACGUUUGAAGGACCAUGCAAUGGUCAGACUUCGUUUGUCAUCGAUGGAACCUUAUUGGCUCCUACAAACAACAACGACAUCAAAAAAGAAACGUGGAUCAACUUCCGGUACAUCGACUAUCUCACCAUCUCCGGCGGCGGCACUAUCGACGGUCAAGGAAAAGAGUCUUGGCCACUCAAUGACUGCGACAAGGACAGUCAUUGUCCCAAUCUUGCUAUGAACAUGGGAUUUGAUUUCGUGAACAAAUCAAGUAUCGAAGGGAUAACAUCACUAAACAGUAAAGGGGGGCACUUGAAUUUCUACUACGUUGAUAAUUUCAGCAUCGCCGGCGUUAACAUAACAGCUCCCGGAGAUAGCCCCAACACUGACGGGAUCAAAAUAGCCUUUUCAAGCAAUAUUAAAAUCUCGAACACUCACAUUGGUACAGGGGACGAUUGUAUCGCCAUCCUAUCGGGAAAUACUAAUUUCGAUAUCAAUAAGGUCACUUGCGGUCCCGGACAUGGGAUUAGUGUCGGAAGCUUGGGAAGGUACAAGGAGGAGAAGAACGUUGAGAACUUAACGGUUAGGGAUACGGUCUUUACUGGCACGAGUGACGGUAUACGGAUCAAGACAUGGGAAUCUUCGGUUAUUGCGAUUGUUAUAUCUAACUUCGUGUUUGAGAAUAUACACAUGAUCGAUGUUGAAAACCCUAUCAUCAUUGAUCAGAAGUAUUGCCCUCACCCGCCGUGCCAAAAUAUGGGAGAAUCUCACGUUCAGAUCGAAGACGUGACGUUAAAGAACAUUUGGGGAACGUCGAUGAACAAAAUGGCUGUGCAACUUCAAUGUAGUAAAAGCGUUCCUUGCAAGAAUAUUCAUUUAGUUGACAUCAACUUAACGCACAACGGAACCGACGCAACGGCGUUAUGUGAGAACGUUGAAGGUUCUGCUUCUCGUAACAUGGUUCCAUCCAAUUGUCUGAAUUGA
This is a messenger RNA of Thlaspi arvense, 1197 nucleotides long. NCBI's taxonomy places the organism in Eukaryota, Viridiplantae, Streptophyta, Magnoliopsida, Brassicales, Brassicaceae. The record is from the annotation of a GenBank genome assembly.